Messenger RNA from Carica papaya (papaya), 883 nucleotides. RefSeq names its product CAX interacting protein 1 (gene CXIP1). The record is from RefSeq and is a predicted model, not a curated record. NCBI's taxonomy places the organism in Eukaryota, Viridiplantae, Streptophyta, Magnoliopsida, Brassicales, Caricaceae.
AAUGAAAAAUUGGCUAUCUACCAAGUCCCAUCUUCUAUAAUAUUUCCAGAAAUUAGGAAUCCAAAAUCUGGAAGGGAGGUAUUACUUAUAAUGGCCCUCUUAUCAGUGACGAUGCCAAUGUCAAAAAAAUCAUCCUUGCUAGUAGUGGCGAAAGUUGCCUCCUGCAAUCUUCCUCUUUUGGAUUACCGUCCGUGUAUCUCUUAUUCCACUCACAGUUUCUCUGAUAGGUUGUUCGGAAUAAAGUCUGUGCCCAUUACCAACAACUGCAGAAGGAUUACUACCUCCUUUCGCUGCUUUGCUUCUGUACUGAGUCCUCAACUGAGGGAUGCACUAGAUAAGAUCGUUACAUCGCAUAAGGUGGUCCUUUUUAUUAAAGGAACUAAGGAGUUCCCACAAUGUGGCUUUUCAAACACGGUGGUGCAAAUACUAACUUCCCUGAAUGUUCCCUUUGAAACAAUUAACAUACUAGAAAAUGAGAUGUUACGCCAGGGAUUGAAGGAGUAUUCUAGCUGGCCAACAUUUCCUCAACUUUAUAUCGAAGGAGAAUUUUUUGGUGGCUGUGAUAUAACCGUUGAGGCAUACAAGAGCGGGGAACUGCAGGAACUAUUGGAGAAGGCACUAUGCUCAUGAAAGAGCGCCUCUUGAUAAAAGGAUACUCUACUUCCUGAUUCAUGGAUGCUUGGAAUUUUUUUUACGUCUACUUUUUACAUUUAUUUCCAACAAAAUAUUUUCAAGAUAAAUCCAAACCUACACAUGGCUUUGUUGUUGUACCGUGAAUUUUGCUCUACGUUUGGCACUUGGUAGAUAUAUAUAGAGAUAUAUAUAUAUAUAUAACUAUGAUAUUUAAUGGUAGUAAGGUCAACCAAAAAGUCGGAUAUAUAAA